AUGUUGGGAAAGGUAGCUCUCGAGGAAGCCUUCGCGCUCCCCCGAUUCCAGGAGAAGACCAGAUGGUGGGCAUCUCUCUUCGCAACCGAUCCCGCGAAGCAUGCCGCUGAGAUCGGCGAUGUUGCCGAGACCCGUCUCAACUAUAUGGACAAGCACGGCGUUGGUCACACCGUCCUUUCCUACACAGCCCCUGGUGUCCAGGACAUCUGGGACCCCAAGGAUGCACAGGCUCUCGCAGUCGAGGUCAACGACUACAUUGCCGGGGCCGUCAAGGCUCACCCAGAUCGAUUCAGUGCUUUCGCCACUCUUUCGAUGCACAACCCCAAGGAGGCUGCUGCUGAGCUGAGACGUUGUGUGACGGAACUCGGCUUCAAGGGUGCUCUGGUCAAUGACACCCAGAGGGCAGGUCCCGACGGUGAUGACAUGGUCUUUUACGAUCAGCCAGAGUGGGAUGAGUUUUGGUCGACAGUGACCGAGCUGGACGUCCCCUUCUACCUUCACCCUAGAAACCCCACUGGCACCAUUCACGAGAAGCUGUGGGCUAAGCGCAGCUGGUUGAUCGGCCCGCCCCUGAGCUUCGCCCAGGGUGUCAGUCUGCACAUUCUCGGUAUGGUCACCAACGGUGUGUUUGACCGCCACCCCAAGUUGCAGAUCAUCAUCGGCCAUCUUGGUGAGCACCUGCCCUUCGACCUGUGGAGAAUCAACCACUGGUUUGAGGACGUCAAGAAGCCUCUCGGCCUAUCUUGCAAGCGCACCAUCCGCGAGUACUUUGCCGAUAACAUCUGGAUCACCACCAGUGGCCACUUUUCGACUGCCACCCUUCAGUACUGCCUCACUGAAGUCGGUGCGGACAGGAUACUGUUUUCCAUUGACUACCCCUUUGAGUCUUUCGGUGACGCUUGUGGCUGGUACGAUGAUUUGAAGCUGAACGAGGUAGACUUGAAGAAGAUUGGCAGGGAGAACGCAAAGAAGUUGCUCAAGCUCCCCGACUUCAAGGACUGCAACGCUUAA
This is a messenger RNA of Neoarthrinium moseri, 1011 nucleotides long. RefSeq lists its product as uncharacterized. The record is from RefSeq and is a predicted model, not a curated record. The transcript has 2 exons. Gene Ontology annotation, cellular component: cytosol; cytoplasm. Lineage: Eukaryota; Fungi; Ascomycota; Sordariomycetes; Amphisphaeriales; Apiosporaceae. Gene Ontology annotation, biological process: secondary metabolic process. Bases 1 to 1011 code for a protein of 336 amino acids. Gene Ontology annotation, molecular function: carboxy-lyase activity; hydrolase activity.